AAAUAAAUGUGUAAAUACAGUAUUGACAGAAGAACACAUGUCUUUAUUUAGCAAUAAUACAAAAGAUGCAAAACCUGCUGUUGUUUACCACAUUGUUUGUUAUUAUUUAGAUGCGAUAAUGUUAUCCUUUCUUCUCCAGACACUGUUAUAGAUUUGCUGCUGUGUUUGGGGCCAUCGCCUUGUUGCAUGACCUCUUUUGCAGCAAGCGUCAGCGGUGGAACAUUUGACUAGGCCUGGACUGGUUACUGGUCCAGAGUCUCAAAGAGAUGAUUUCAAAAUCUCUACGCUCCUCCAGCACAUACAUCAUUCCUGUGGUUUGACUUCCUUUUGAGAAGCCAGAGAAUGUGUGGAUGUGUCCAGCAGUAUGGUGCAUAGAGCAACAAAGCUCAGCACCUCCCUAACAGGAUGCUGCACACUGCCAGUCAGCUACAGUCAGGCCCAAAAUGUUCACACCCCUGGCAGAUUUUGGUUUUAAAUAUUUUCAUUCAACCAAGAAGUUUGUUUCUGAUAGGAAAUAAGACAGACAUCUAGGAAAUGAGUAAAGCUCUGAAAAAAAAAAAAUUCAUUGCUUUUAUUUACAUCUAAUUAAAAAUGUCAUGUUUUGUCAUUUUUAAUAAACUUCUGAAUAAUCAGUACACAAAUCUUUAUUUGUAUUAUGGCAGUCAAUCCCUUCUUAUAAUUGCUGAGGUUUGGAAGCACCCAUUGUCAUCACCCUAAUCAUUAGUUUCCUAGUGGAGCAGAUUGUUGCCUACAUGUGCCGGGGUAGUGUUGCUCUACAAAAAGAAUAUCUCAAUUGUGUGCUUAACUUUAUUAAUUCUGGAUUGAAUCCAACAUCAACUAAAUAAUUACUUCUUUAUCAUAACUGUGUAGCUCUUUGUAUGUGAGGAGGAUCUAUGUUCACCUUAUGACCAUGAUCACUAAGUCACAUCAGUUGAAGGCCUCUAACCAAUUCAAAGCUGUUACAAUGUUAUAGAUAGAACCUAAGAUGGGAGCAAUAACAAUGUGCAACAAUAACAAUGUGCAACAAUAACAAUGUGCAACAAUAACAAUGUGAGUUUAGGAUUUAUCUGUUCCCCGCCAAUCAGCCACGUCCUCUAAGACUGGAUGUGAAAAAAAAACUAAAUUACCCAGCAGCCUUUACAUCCCAGUCUCCUUCCCCCAUCAUUAAACUCCCAAAGUGCCACCUACUUUCCACGAUGCAACCGCCAGCGUGGUCCACGCCCUUACUGCGCGUGCUUGUUCACGUUACAUGAAACGAAAACUAAAAAAACAUGUUCUUAUUCAACUAACAGAGAAAGGCUGAAUUGUUCUUCUUAGUCAUUUUUCUACAUAUAAUAAAUAGAACCAGUGGUACAUUUUACAUUCUGUCGAAUACAAUAUUUCUGUGUUAAAUAAAAAGGUAUUUAUGGCAAUACUUCUAAUGCUGCGACAAUUUACCACACACAACCGUAGAGCAAACUUGUACCAGAUCCUGUUCUUGUUUGUAAUUUAUAUAAAUGCUUUACCUGCUAUGAUUAUUCAGGCAUUAGAAUUAAAAUGGAAGCGUAUUUUUAACAUUUAAAAAUUAAAUUGAAGAGGAAAAAGAUUUAUCCGCCUCCCCGCGAACGCAUCGUUGGUCCGGACCAGGGGGCGUGGGUUGACCGGCUUUCUCCGAGGCUCAGACACAAUGAACCGUCAGACUGAGAGGGGCACGCAUGUUGGGCCCGGGGCAUUAGCAUGAUUUUAAAACAUAAUUCUUCUUAGUUGUGGCUUCAUUUUGUUUUCCAGACUUCUUCUUAAACUGCUGACACAUUGUAUGACCGCAACAACUCUCGAGUUAAGCAGGUUGGCCGUCGAGUUUGAGGAGAACGAGGUCGGGAUCAGAUCAACGUCACAGUUUGCCAAUCCUGACGAGACUUUUCGUUCUUUUUCCCCCACAAAAAAACUAAACCAAGAAGAUAAUGAUGUCGCUGCCUGCUUCAUCUGAUUACUUCGCUGCUGAGUGUCUGGUCUCGAUAUCUAGUGGUCCUGUCCUGCACAGACCCACUCCGGUCGCCCCGGCCAGCCAGCCCGCCCCGAUGGGCCUUCUCCCCGGGGAGCCCGACGGGUCGAGCGAAGACAGGGAAGUUCGAGAGACGCUGAGGUUGGAGGGGACCAACAUGAUGACGGUGGCUGGGAUCCUCACCGACCUGCACAGCAAGUUCCGCCCGAUGUCGGCCUACUCGGAGAGCAGCAACUCCUCGUGCGGUGGGGAGAGCGGGUACACCACGUUGUCCGACCCCACGACCCCUACCAUGACCCCCUCCGCGACGCCCGUCCCCGGACAGCAGCAGCAUCUUCAGCAGCAGCACCUCCGGGGGGCAGGGGGAGUCGGGCCUCCGCGGUCCCCCGUCAAGCGACAUCAGUGCACUUUUGACGGAUGCGACAGAGUUUACGGGAAAUCAUCGCACCUGAAGGCUCACAUCCGGACACACACAGGUGAGAGGCCCUUCCCGUGUACCUGGCCCAAGUGCGAGAAGAAGUUUGCCCGCUCCGACGAGCUCGCCCGCCACACCCGUACCCACACGGGGGAGAAGCGCUUCCUGUGCCCACUGUGUGACAAGCGCUUCAUGCGCAGCGACCACCUGAUCAAACACGCCCGCCGUCACCCUGACUUCCAGCCCUCCAUGCUGCUCCGCUGCAAGGUCACGCCCACAUCCUCCCGCCAAGCCGCCCACACCUAGGAGGGGUUGAAGUCAGAUUCGUUUCAAGUUAACCAGCUACAAUCAAAUCCACUGAGUCGUACUCUAAACAUGCAUACAUAUACCCAAGCCAAUUGGUGUGGAGCUGUAUGUUAGGGGCUAGCAGCAGCAGCCCUCUGUUCUCACCGAUGUUCAACUGCUUUGUUGGAACACAGUCUUUACACCCAAGAAGAAGAGGACAUGUAAAGAAGUCUGCCUUCUCCCUAUUUCAGUUCUUAUUUCUUCAAAUUAAGUCUUUGGACCUAGCGUGCUACCACUUUCCCCCCAGUUGCACAUGUGUGGAGGCAUUUAUGUGUAAAGUUUACAAAAGAGCAGAUUGGACUGAGCUUUACUGCAGGCGAAUAGAAAUGAUGUAGUGGUUUAUUCAGUGCAUGAAACUGAACAUAUGCAAGGGCAGAAAGAAAAUGCAUUUACCACAGAACCACAGGUAGAUGAAUGGAUUUUCUCCAGAACAUAAUUGGUUAAACUGCCCCACCCUGACAUUUAAAGGUACAUAAUGUCUGUAACAUCCAGUCAUAACAAGAAGCAUUCCUUAGAUUUGCCUACUAUAAUAUAACAUUUAUAUUGAUCCCCCUUUUUUAACCAAAAAUGACUCAGAUUACCUCAUUGUUUAGUACAGGUUCAUGGCAGCACAAACAGUUUCUGUCCGGAUGCUUUCCUUUUAUCCUCGACUUUAACAAGUGGAGACGCUUUUAAGCCAUACAGAACUUCAAAUCCUAGGAAUAAACCUGAGGUCUCAGAUUUAAACACUUUUGCAAGUUGCAGGGAUUUUUCACUUUUGCUUUGAUUUCUGUUAAAAAAAACAACAAAUGUUCACAUUUCUCCUCAUUCAGAGUUUCACUGGUUUCUCAUGGUUCACCUAUAGGUGGUUGUUGUGCUCUUCAGCACCAUUUCUCAAACAUUAAGUGAAGUUGUGACUUUAGGUAGCCAGGCAGACUAGAAUUUGUUUUUAUUUUUUGGUGUUGCUUUAGCUUUGCUUCUCCUGAGUUUUAGAAGUGAACCAUUCGUGUUCCUACAUUAUUAGUAACUAUAUGGGGAAUAUUUUGUCGAUAUUUCCAUUGUUUCAGAUCCGAUGUUGAAAAGCUGAACAAAUCUCACUGUAGACAAGCAGUUUGCACACCACUCUGAAGGCUAGAAUAAUUAUCCUCACAUAAUACGCAGCAGUAUUAUGUCUAAUAUUGAUGCAAAUGUAUAUAAGCUUUAAGCUUUUAAUGUAGAAUACAUGGUAAUGCUACUAGCAGCUGAAAUGAUACAUGUAAUGCAUUGUAGUCCUUAUAUUAGGGGUAACAUUAUGCUCGAUAGGAUGGCGCUGCCAGUGAGAGUUGGUGUGUGUGUAUUUUUUCUUAUUUUGAAAGGAUAGCGAUUGAAGUUGUACACGUGUAUGCAAUAGUGUGUAAAAAUUGGACUCUUCUUUUUCUGGGCAGGGUAGAGGGUGGAUGUGCAUUUAGCUCGGUGUGUUUCAGCCGACUGCCUUCAGAUUAAAAGCAUUCAAUCCUCUGGGUUGUGGGACCAGAUGGUAGAGUAUGUGGAACUGCGUGAGAUCAGAUGUGGGUUUUUCUUUCUCUUCUUCCUAAGCAGAUAAACGAGUCUUACAGGACUGGAAGAAUAAUCUGAUUGCAACAGUUUUUUAUGGAUGUCCAAACUUGAUGGUUGGGCAGAAGAACUGGUGUCAGUAAUAAGAUGCAAACAUGGCUGCCGUCACAUGAGCAGACUUUAUAAAAUGAAAGCAGCCUUUAUUAGCCUAAUAGGUUCAGUCAUUUCGCCAUUUUCAUCAUCUUUAGCCAGACCUUUGUAGGGAAGAAAGAAUAUGCAAUGCCAAGAGUCUCUUUGUUAAUGCUUUACGAGAAUCGUACACAUUAUUAGACAGCAAGACAUUCACAGAUAUCGGCUAUGACCUACUGUAAGGAACCAAAGGGUUGUUGUAGCUCCAAUAAAUAUUAUCCACCAGCAAGAGGUUGCUUUUACUCGAGUUUGGUCAGGGGUUAUAAAGUCGCAUGUGUCUACAAAAGAAAAGUGGUCCAAACACAACACAACCUAACAACUGAAAUAUGCUUAAAUUGUAAAAUUUUCUCCACCAUCCAUACGAAUAGUGAAAUUGGGUGAGUUACAAUGAAUUCCUUUUUCCAACACAGUUAACCAAUGGUGCUUAUCAUAAAUCCACCACAGCUAUCGUGGGCAGAUGAACUGUGAUUCCUGGGUGUCAUAUGGGGGAAUCAAGUGGCGAAGCAGCAAAAGUAACCCAGAGCCGUUUCUGUCAAAAGGGCAAAUAAAUGUUUUUGUAAAAGCUACACAAAACCCUCCAAACCAUUACAAAAACCAGCUAAUUAUUUAGGAAUAGGCAUGGGGUGGUAUUAGAUUUUUACGUAAAUGGUGAACUUUAGUAAAAACAAAAUUGCCAGAGUUUAUAAAUGAAACUGUCAAUUUCAUCUAACAUUUAAAAUGUCUUGACACAGCCCUAGCAGGCCAGCAUGCUGAGGUACACAGUUUUCACAGCAGCCUCAUAGGGGACGACGUUGAGGUGGUAAGAGAAAAAAAAUUACACUUUUUCUCUCCAGAGUCGAUGCAGUUACGGAUACAGAUAAAUUAUCCCCACUGGGAAAACAACACUGCAUUCUAUAAAACAAGCAUGGAUGUGUAUGUUCUGCUCGUGAUUUGGCCUUUCGUUUUCUUCAUUUGCCGUGUGUAUGCCACCACCGUUUGAAUGGGUUUUAUUGUUGCUGUGGGGCAGACGGUCAGCGCACAUGGAUACCCUAGCGGGCAGGUGGAGAUGCAACAUCACACAGGCUUUGAAGUUGGAUUGACAGUAGAGCAGAGUGGGAUCUAUGAAUUGGUCUUACAGUUAUUGGAUUGUGAUACAUAGAAUUAGUUGAAUUAGUCAGGCUAUCUGCCCUGGCAGUCUGCAGUUGUCUGCUUUACCGGCAUGCCACUUGUAGCUAACUAUCUGUAGAUCCAGGAGCGUUCCCUUUAGAGUGAUGAGUGGCGCCCAUUUAGUUUCUAUGACGAUCCAGAUUUUUCGUGACCCAAACAGCCAAAUUUGGCAGACCUUGUUAGCAAAGGAAAGUGUAUCACUCUUUUAGCCAGCUGACUGGCAGUCUGGAGCAAUGGGUGGGGGAGGGGCAGCUGUGUUGCACAGCUCCAUACAGUUUAAGAACAGUUUCUCUGGCAUUUAUUUAAAAGGGCUUUAAUCUGUAAGAUUGUUAUUUUGAGAAUUUGUAUCAGUUUUGAAAACUGUAGCUCUUAAGAACCUCACUGUACCUCGGUUCUGGUAACCAGCCCACACCUAUUCCGAAGUUUCUGCUUAAGAUGAAGCCAGUCUGAAGUCAUGAGGGGUUUCGAACUUGUUUUUGGCUCCAGGUGUGAUUUCUGAUUUCUUUUCAGUGAUCCCCACACGGUUUCACCAUCUCAUGGACACAUUCCUUUUGUCUCAGCGAACAUGUCUUCAGCAGACAUUUGAAAGCCUUAAGCGUUGUCAUAACUCCUUUAUUCACCAUGUUUACAGCUGCAUCAUUGUUUGGGGUGAUGUUGCUUCAGAACAUGGCACUGUUUCUGAAAAGUGUGGAUGGCUGAGGAGUGGAAUGGCUUGCACUGUUACUGGGUCUGUAUGAGCAAGCACUGUGGAACUAUGCUAAUGUUUCUAACAACUGGUUUGUAUAAAAAGAAAAAACUGCCUUUCCCACUUGCUUUAAAAAGUGGGAUAAAUGAACCGGGUAGUCAUUGUUUUUAUUAGUCAGUUUUUGAUUGCUUUAGUGGUUGCUUAGCUAUCCAGGCCAUCUCUUCUUGUGGAAAUUUCAUAGAUGGAAAAUGUUUGAUUGUUUUUUCCUGAUUGUCUGACUUCAUCUCUUCCAAUUCAAGAUGUCUUCCUCUCACAUGGAACUAUUUUUCACAAACGGCAGCAGUUCACCGUUGGGUCCGUGUCAGUGGGAGCCCCUUGAAGUAAAAAUGCAAUGCUGAACUUUUUAUACACUUUUUUUUUUUUUUUUUUACCGAAGGGGGUUUGCUGCUGGCAGUAAACUCAAACACAUGGACUGUUUAACAAAGGAACAAACACAAUCUACUUCUGUUUUCAGAUGGAAAUGUCUCCUGCCGUCUCUCAUGGCAGGUGGAAGCGUCCACUGACUCUUAGAGCUAUAAAAUCACAGGAACAUACCUCACAGUUUCACUACGUUUUGCAGCAUCUGUGCCUAUUCCCUCUAAGCUUUUCUUUCCAGAAUUCCCUGGAAAGCCCUCAGGUUUCCAAAGUUUGAUCUCAUUGGCUAGGUGGCAGCUGCGGUCCUUUUACUAAACGUGGUAAAUGGAUAAACCCUUCAACUUUCUUUAAGGUUUGCCUACAGGUAUUUGGUUUUUUUUUUGUAAUAAAUGGUUUAAUCCAGCUGCUGGUUUAUGUGUUGACCUACAAACGACAAUGAUUGAAACAAAAAGUCUGUUUGCCGAAGGUCUCAAUGGAAAAUUUCAGUCCCUAAUCAAUGUGUUCAUAUCACAGAAUGUGGCUCGUUGACAGCAGAACAUCAUCCAGUUUGGAUGAAUAUUUUUAUCUUUAUUUCUGCUUUGAGGGGAAAAAUAUCCUAACCACACUAAUUCAGUUCUGCACACUGUACAGGUGGGAUGUGUUGUAUUUGUAUGUUUUAUGAUGACUAAUUUUUCUACGAUGUCGUUUUUAAAGCUCUCUUAUUAAAGCUUUAGUUAAGAUCAUUUGGAGCAACUGUGGAAUUAAAUAAUUGCUGCAACAACCUGUUUUUGAUAUUUAUAUUCUCAGGUGUCUUCAAUUUUAAGCAUUGGAGGUUCAAAUUUUCCUGUGCAGCACCGAUGCAAACAUUUUAUUACUUUUGUUUUGCUGAUUAAUUUAUUAUAUAUCAAAGACGCAUCAUUUAUAUGAUUUAAUUGUUCUAUUCAUAACUCAAUUUGUUAUAUGGGACAGUACUAAUAGUACAGUGUUUUGAUAUUUGUUUGACCAUUGCUUUUUUUGUUUCAAUAAAAGUUCUAAAGUUCA
This is a messenger RNA of Girardinichthys multiradiatus, 7707 nucleotides long. RefSeq lists its product as uncharacterized. Gene Ontology annotation, biological process: regulation of transcription by RNA polymerase II. The transcript has 2 exons. NCBI's taxonomy places the organism in Eukaryota, Metazoa, Chordata, Actinopteri, Cyprinodontiformes, Goodeidae. The record is from RefSeq and is a predicted model, not a curated record. Gene Ontology annotation, molecular function: RNA polymerase II cis-regulatory region sequence-specific DNA binding; DNA-binding transcription factor activity, RNA polymerase II-specific. Bases 1941 to 2702 code for a protein of 253 amino acids.